GGCGAAACUGGGGCUUUUAAUAGAGCGCAAAAAGUUGCGCGUGGACGAUUGUGAAGUUUUAAUUGGUUUUGCAGCAUCUUCAGAGACGAGGAAGUCCUCGUUAAAGGUGCAUCAGUCUUUUAUUAUUACACUAACGUAAAGCUGGACCACAGAAAACUAAUGGAAAAUGACUCAGACUGCGUUCACAUCGCCAUCUGUCCACUCAUGUAUCUCUCAACAUGUCUAUUAAUUAUCCUGCUAUUAAUACACUGACUCCUGGUUGGACAGGGUUUUAUACUGAUACUCAACUCAAAGUAGUCAGUAUUAAUGCAGUGUGGGUUUUUGAGCAACACCAUAAUUAUUACCUUUGAAAUUUGUCAUGAGCGGAACACUGCUUUAUUAUGAUGUAAGUAAAAUAUACAGACUGUACUUUGCUUGGUAGGAAAAUGGAUCAUCACUGUUUUCCUUCAGCACUGAACACAGCCGGAAAACGAAGGUUCAAGGUUACAGACAAACCAUCCCUGUUUGAGUUUCAGAUGUGCUUUCUGAGGUUUUAUUCACAAUGAGUGUCUUUGUCUUCAGUGUUCAGGUCCGUUACUGCUGAUUAAACUGACCGAACAGGGUUUUCAUGUCGUGUCGUGCCGGUUUCUAACAGGUUUCUGUGUCAUUGCUGCCAACUUUAGAUUUAUUUAAGGCAAAACUAUGGCCUUCAUCGUUCAGGGGAUUUUAGAGGCUUGUUAACAAUGGCACCUCUCAGUUCUGUGUGGUUGCGGUACCAUCUUACCAUUACUCUCUGUACUGCACUGAACAGAACCUCUCCAAAAUACAAUAGCCACACAUUGUAGGUCUUACUACAGCAAAAUUUGGGUAUUUUGACAUACUUUCUUUCAAUUACAUAAACCCUUGUAUCCCAUGUGUUGUGUGAAUCUUCUGUUGUGGGCUUUUCCACGUCACGUUGAGCCAAAUGUUGUUUCCAGAAAAGUCCAUCAGAGGCGUUGCAUUAAAAAAACAGAAGCUACAGGGAUGGCUUUGCUUUGAUGGAGCAGUCUGUCUGUUGCGUGUGUGUCUGAGGAGGUGUGAGAAGGUCAGACCUUAGAGGCCUUUUCAUGUCCGUCUGCGUAUGAGAGCUGGCCGGUGAUGCGUUGGCUCAUUGUGCGGCUCGGCUCCGGACGCUCACACGCUUUCUCUGCACUCGCCGAACCGAGAGCGUUCAGCGCCUGCGACUGGACCGUAAACAAUGAGUGGUUCACACGAGACCCGCCUCCUGGACCAGGUGCUGGAGCUGAUUAUGAAUGAAAAGCCUCCCACCAGCGCCAGCCUUUUCUUGAACGAGGACGCGGACAAAGCCCCCCCGCCCGCAGGAGGCCAGCUGAGGAGGCGUCUGAGGAGGGCCAUGGAGCGGCGGGCCGGCACCGUGAAGGACCGGAUGGGCUCCCUCAGCAGGGGCCGCGUCGCGGGCUUCUUCAGGAGGAACCUGUUCGUCGUGUUCACCGUCGCCGCCGUGGCUCUGGGGGUGGUCCUGGGCUUCGCUCUUCGCCCGUACGACCUGUCCCUGAGGGAGAUCAAGUACUUUGCUUUUCCGGGGGAGCUGCUGAUGAGAAUGCUGCAGAUGCUGGUGCUGCCGCUCAUCGUCUCCAGUCUGGUCACAGGUAUCUCGUCCCUGGACAGCCGAGCGUCUGGGAAGAUGGGGGUGCGCGCUGUGGUCUACUACAUGGUGACCACGCUGAUCGCCGUGUUUAUCGGCAUCGUCAUCGUGAUGAUCAUCCGACCCGGCAAAGGCAGCAGGGAGGGUCCAGUGGCCAACGGGGGAAGCAUAGAACCGGUGCAGGCUGCGGACGCGUUCCUGGACCUCAUCAGGAACAUGUUCCCUCCCAACCUGGUGGAAGCUUGUUUCAAGCAGUAUAAAACCGUUUACAAGAAGGUUGUUCUCACCAAGAACGUGACGCUGACCCUGAACGCCAGCGACUCCCUGAAUGCGACGGAGCCCAGCCUGAUUCUGAACCUCAGCCGGGUGCUGCACACGGUACAGGUUGGUAGUGGAACGUCUGAUCGUCAGAAGGUGGAACCCUGUGAACUGUGCUUGGCUGUGGGACUUUUGCAGGAGACGGUGGAGGAGACGGUGCCGGUGCCGGGCUCCUCGGGGGGCGUGAACGCCCUGGGCCUGGUGGUCUUCUCCAUGUGCUUCGGUCUGGUCAUCGGUAACAUGAAGCAGCAGGGCCAGGCUCUGCGGGACUUCUUCGACUGUCUGAACGAAGCCAUCAUGCGGCUGGUGGCCGUCAUCAUCUGGUACGCGCCGGUGGGCAUCCUGUUCCUGAUAGCGGGGAAAAUUGUGGAGAUGAAGGACCUGGCGGAGGUGGGCGGUCAGCUGGGCAUGUACACGGUGUCGGUGAUCGUGGGCCUUCUCAUCCACGGCCUCCUGGUGCUGCCGCUGCUCUACUUCCUGGUGACCAGGAGGAACCCCUACGCCUUCAUCGCCGGGCUGCUGCAGGCGCUCAUCACCGCCCUGGGAACCUCCUCCAGCUCGGCCACGCUGCCCAUCACCUUCCGCUGCCUGGAGGAGAACAACCGCGUGGACAAGCGAGUGACGCGCUUCGUGCUGCCUGUGGGCGCCACCAUCAACAUGGACGGCACCGCCCUCUACGAGGCUGUGGCGGCCAUCUUUAUCGCCCAAGUCAAUGACAUGGACCUGAACUUUGGCCAGAUUCUUACCAUCAGUAUCACGGCAACUGCUGCCAGCAUCGGAGCAGCAGGCAUCCCUCAGGCUGGCCUGGUUACCAUGGUAAUCGUAUUGACAUCGGUGGGACUGCCCACAGAGGACAUAACACUGAUCAUCGCUGUGGAUUGGUUCUUGGACCGCCUGCGCACCACCACCAACGUCCUCGGGGACUCGCUGGGGGCCGGCAUCGUGGAGCACCUGUCCCGCGGAGAGCUGCACAGUGAGGACGGAGAUCACAACUCUGUAAUGGUGGAGAACGAGAAGCCGUACCAGCUCAUCUGUCAGGAAAACGACUGCCUGAACCACCGCAACAGCGAGACCCCGAUGUGAAGGCCCAGCCACGCACAGCAGCGUCUGGGCCCCAGAGGCAUUCGAGGGGACACCUGGCUUCCAGCGGUGCACAAGUCCCACACAAAGAAUGUGCUCGGUGGUUCUGGGAACUCACAUCACCCUUAAACACGAGACAGGUCAAAUAUUCACAUACAAAAAUCAAGCUCUGAUGACUGUUGAAUGUAUGUAGGGUUUGUGUAUUUUAUUAUCCGUUCAGUCAGGGAGACAUGAGAUCAUCUACCAGCAUCAGCGUUAAACGCUAAGUGUUAUCAGCCAACAAAUGAAUCAAGAAGUGUUUUGCCAAUGAAACAUAAAGUCUCAAUAAGGUUAUAAUCAAGAUAAAUUUACAGUGUUCCUGGUGUCUUUUUGGCUCCUCUCAUCCAUGUUUAAGUGACAGUUUAACUGUGACACAGGGUUGAAGGAAGUUUCAUCAGCAAAAUACUUUUCCCAAAGUACUUUGGGAAGUAAGAGGACUAUGUACACUCCCAGACGGAAUGUAAUCAUCACUGUCGUCAUGACUACCUCUGAUAGGAUGUGGAUGUGGAGCCUUUGCAGUGUUGCAUACAUGCUGAAAGCUUGUGUGCUUGUGUCUCAGUGCGAUUGUACAGCUGCAUCGGACUGUUAAACGCUGGAUUGUUGUAGUGAAGUGUCUCCUUGCUGUUAUUUUGAAGUUCACUUAUUGCUAGAAGUUUUUUCACUCAGUGCUUUCUUAUAAUUAUUAUAUUUCUUGCUUUUCUUUGGUGCUAUUUUCUUUUAAACUUCGGGGACGUGACUGUACUGCUACAGAAAGAUCUGCUGAUGUGCUUGUUGAUCAUUGUCUUAUUUGCAGUUUUCAAGUCUGUUUUCACAUUUAAUAUUACUUUAAUUAUCUAUAUGAUUAAUUACCUAUAGUUACAGUGACGCUCCAGCAGCACACUUGCCUGUCUGUGGUUUCUGCAGCAUAGGUCACAGUAUCAACUGAAUGUAAUUUGAUGUUCCUAUAUUUGACUGAGAUAAUAUUUUGCAGAAUAAUAAAUGAUACCUGUUUAGUGAAACAGUGCUGUGAAGAAGGUGAUACUGGUUUGAAUACUGGAAAUGAAUGUACAGCUACUUUAUGCUUUUUGGGCGACAGCAGUUUUAGAAGAAAGUAAAGUGCGUUUUUAGUUUUAGAAGUAAAAUGUUUUGGUAAAAUGUUUAAUGCUCAGUAAGAGGCUUGGCCUUAGUGUUGAUGCUUGAUGCUCCAUCAGUGUUUUCUCUCACACAGGAGCAGCUUGACAUUUCUGAUGGACAGCUUGUUAAAAAUGUGACAAAUAAAUGGCUCAGGAAUUAAAA
This is a messenger RNA of Betta splendens (Siamese fighting fish), 4336 nucleotides long. RefSeq names its product solute carrier family 1 member 6 (gene slc1a6). The transcript is spliced from 10 exons. Gene Ontology annotation, cellular component: plasma membrane. Gene Ontology annotation, biological process: L-glutamate transmembrane transport. Bases 1217 to 3025 code for a protein of 602 amino acids. NCBI's taxonomy places the organism in Eukaryota, Metazoa, Chordata, Actinopteri, Anabantiformes, Osphronemidae. Gene Ontology annotation, molecular function: glutamate:sodium symporter activity; L-glutamate transmembrane transporter activity; neutral L-amino acid transmembrane transporter activity. The record is from RefSeq and is a predicted model, not a curated record.